UUUGGUCGCCAGUAACGAAUCUUCUCCAGUAGCGAAUCAAAAUCGUUAAACUUACUAUCUAUAAUUAUUAUUGUCAAAGAAAAUGUUAUUUAAACGCUGUUAUUGUUUUCAGGAACCUUUAGCAGAUAUGAAUACACUUUGUUUACUUUCGAUGGUGACCUGUUUAUUUUCCCAUGAUGCUAUCCGUGUUACAGGUACCGACAUGUACACAAUUGUAGCCUCGUUUUGAAACAUAAAAUUCGGAACGUCAUACUGCGCUGAUUUAAUUUGAUAUUUCUUUUCAAAAGCUUAAAAGCAUAAUUAAAGAUUAUGGGUCCAAAGCGUAAAGGGCCAGGAACUCCUACCCAGAAAAAGGCAAAGACGAUUCUAAAGAAGUAUGGUAGAAGAAUGACCCCUGACAAGAGACAAAGACUGAGGAAGGCAUUAUUUAGUUGUUAUGCAAAUGAUGGGCCCUCUACUGACAGACCUACAAGUAGCAGAUGUGACCAAUCACCUGUUGGGAAAAUGCCUUCAAACCCCACAAAAAUUUUACUGAAAAACUGUGUUAUUAAAGGCUAUCAUGUCUUUCAAAUCCGUCCUCCAAAAACAAAUCCACCUACACAACUAACUAUUGAUAGGGAGUACACAAAUACCCAUGAUGCAAAUGCUUGUCUUGUCUGGCUCCCACCUUUGGAAACAUUCCCGGAACAUAUUCAUGAUCAGUUCACUGACGAAAAAAGACAAUUAAUUUUAAGUGAUGUAGCCAGGUCACCUAUUGGACAUGUGCCUAAAUGUCUCAGUGAGGUAUUUUGUGAUGUCAUGGAUAAUGGUGGCAAGAUAUUUGCUGAAGUCACUGGGGACCCAGUACCUAGUUUUCCACCAUGGCCAUCUAAAGACCAGGAAGGUGGUGGCAUUGUUUUACCUUGCCAAUACUCGUUUUUUGAUAUUGAUAUUGAUGUGUGUUUUAAUAAACUUAAGAAAUGUUUGGAUAAUGUCACUGAGGGCAAGAUUAUGGAACUUCUGAAAGAACUAUAAGCAUGUUAAUUUGUUAUAAUCACAAGCAUAUGUCUCAUUUUAUUAGCAAUACUUAAGGAUAUAGGCUAGCUUUUAUUAAAGGCGUUAAAGUACAUCUCAUUAUCAUGUUUUUUUGCAAGUUUGAAUA
Ruditapes philippinarum (Manila clam) is the source of this 1141-nucleotide messenger RNA. RefSeq lists its product as uncharacterized. The transcript is spliced from 3 exons. The coding region runs from base 310 to 1014 and encodes 234 amino acids. NCBI's taxonomy places the organism in Eukaryota, Metazoa, Mollusca, Bivalvia, Venerida, Veneridae. The record is from RefSeq and is a predicted model, not a curated record.